This is a messenger RNA of Quercus robur (English oak), 387 nucleotides long. Its product is annotated as TMV resistance protein N-like. NCBI's taxonomy places the organism in Eukaryota, Viridiplantae, Streptophyta, Magnoliopsida, Fagales, Fagaceae. The transcript has 2 exons. Gene Ontology annotation, biological process: signal transduction. The coding region runs from base 1 to 387 and encodes 128 amino acids. The record is from RefSeq and is a predicted model, not a curated record.
AUGGCUUCAAUGAAGUGUAAAAGAGAGUCUUCGCUGUCACCAUCUUCUUCUUCAACACGUCAAUGGAAAUAUGAUGUAUUUCUUAGUUUCAGGGGUGAGGAUACCCGUAAUAAUUUUACUGACCAUCUAUAUGUUGCUCUGCAACGAAAGGACAUUUUAAUAUUUAGGGAUGAAGAAGAACUUGAGAAAGGAAAAUCUAUUUCUGAGCUCUUCAAAACAAUAGAAGAAUCACAGUUUGCUAUAAUCAUUCUCUCAAAAAAUUAUGCAUCUUCUACAUGGUGCUUGGAUGAGCUUGCCAAGAUUGUCAAAUGCAGGGAAGAAAUGGGACUGAUAGUUUUGCCAAUUUUUUAUGAUGUUGACCCGACUGAUGUACGGAAACAAACAUGA